UAGAGGGGCUUUUCCGCCAUUAAAGCAAUUGGUACCUCGGCGGGAAAACGAUAUAAGAUUCCAUCGUUCCUUCCGCGUGAUACUCCUUCUUUGAUCAAGUAUUACGUUUGUUAUACAACCAGAAAUUUUUAUAAAUCAGUUGGCCGUCCCGCAGCACCGGCUAAGUCGACGCCAUGGCAGUCCAACUUCGCCUCUACCAUCUAGCAUCCACAUACGCCAGAAUCCACAGCUGCCCGCUCUUUGGAACUCCUUUUCGAUCAUUCUUCUUCUUCAAUUCCCGUCUUCCUUUCCCUCCCGUACUCACUCCCCUUGCUAGAUCCUCAAACCGUAGCAUCUCCCAAACAUUCCUUGCAGGCGGCGGAAAUCCCGGUGGUCCUGGGAGCCGCGGCGGAGGUGACGGCGAUGGCGAUGCAUUCCAUGGCGAAAAGCCGGAGCGAUCGGAUUCAGUGGGCCCGAUCGGGCUUUUCGUUAGUGGCUGGCGAGCUAGGGUUUUGGCUGACCCCCAGUUUCCCUUCAAGGUUCUGAUGGAGCAAGUCGUAGGCGUCAGCGCUUGCGUGUUAGGUGACAUGGCUUCCCGUCCUAAUUUCGGCCUUAAUGAACUCGACUUCGUGUUUUGUACCCUCUUUGUCGGUUCUAUUGUCAACUUUGUCCUGAUGUAUCUCCUUGCCCCCACGGCUGCUGUCUCCUCUGCCGCGGUGGCCGCCACCUCUCUCCCUAGCUACAUGUUUGAGCCUGGGCCCUUCUCCGUAUUGGCGCGAAUCGGCACUUUCGCCUACAAGGGCGCGACCUUUGCUGCGGUCGGCUUCGCGGCUGGGCUUGCCGGGACUACGAUCUCGAAAGGGCUGAUCGCGUUGAGGAAGAUGCUGGAUUCAGAAUUCAAAACGCCUAAUAAGCCUCCGCCAACCGUUCUAAACGCUACUACUUGGGCGCUGCACAUGGGUUUAAGUAGCAAUUUGAGGUAUCAAACGCUUAAUGGAUUGGAGUUUGUGAUGGAGAAAGCGGUUUCUCCUGGAGCGUUCAGGAUGUCGGUGGUGGUGCUUCGAUGUUUGAACAACGUCCUCGGCGGGAUGUCUUUUGUGAUGCUCGCUAGGUUGACGGGGUCGCAGAAGGUGGAGGCAGUACUGGAGGAGAAGAUGGAAGAAAAAGAAGGCUUGAUGGGAGACCGAUUGGUGGUGGGGACGGCAGCUUCAGAAGAUGGAGAAACAGAGUUGCAGAUCAAAGAGUCUCAGAGUGAGUGAGUCUUUUACCGCUCUAGUUAUCAAAUUUGUUUGAAGGGUGAAAAUAUAUGCAGUUGUACAUUUUCUACUUCAUACUUUGGAGUAGGAAGUGGAGGGUUAAGACGUCUAGUUAUGAUUCCUCAUUGUUGUGAAAAUUUAAUUUUUCAAUAAUAAAUCUGGAACGCUGAAGUCUCCAUUAGCAUCA
Messenger RNA from Dendrobium catenatum, 1422 nucleotides. RefSeq names its product protein RETICULATA-RELATED 3, chloroplastic-like. The record is from RefSeq and is a predicted model, not a curated record. The transcript has a single exon. Bases 174 to 1238 code for a protein of 354 amino acids. Lineage: Eukaryota; Viridiplantae; Streptophyta; Magnoliopsida; Asparagales; Orchidaceae.